CAAACAAGUUCAGUUCAGAAUGAUUUCUUCGUGGAGAAGGAAAAGAGCUGGCCGCCGCGCUGCCAAGGAGAAGCGGCGGGGCGAGAACGGAGAAUUGGAGUUGAUGAUACCGACCAACUUCCGAUGCCCGAUAUCUCUAGACUUGAUGAAAGAUCCGGUGACUUUGUCGACUGGGAUUACGUACGACCGGCAGAGCAUUGAGACGUGGAUUGACUGCGGAAACCAGACAUGUCCCAUUACAAAUCAGGUCCUGAGAAAUCUCGAGCCGAUACCCAAUCACACGUUGAGGAAGAUGGUGCAGGAUUGGUGCGUCGAGAACCAAUCCUACGGCAUUGAGAGGAUUCCCACGCCGAGGAUUCCGGUGAGCUCGGCGGAGGUUUCGGAGAUUCUUUCUAAAAUUACUGCCGCGAGUAAGCGCGGAGAUCAAGUCGGGUGCGGGGAAUUGGCGGCGAAGAUCAAGGCGUUGGGGAAGGAGAGCGAGCGCAACAAGCGGUGCAUUGCGGCGAAUAAAACCGCCGGCGGCGUUUUGUCUGCCGCGUUUGAAACGUUUUCGAGAUCGUUUGAUACAAACAGCGCCGUAUUGGAGGAAAUUUUGUCGGCCUUGACAAUCUUUUUCCCGCUCGACGAACAGGCAAAAUCGAAUCUCGGAUCGGCUGCUUCGUUGCGUUCGAUGGUUUGGUUUUUGAAGAGCGGGGAUUUGUCGGGGAGAAGCAGCGCCAUUUUGGCGUUGAAAGAGCUUCUUCAUUCCUCCGAUGAGAACAGAGCAGACGCAUUGGCGGAGAUUGAAGGCGCAUUGGAAGCGUUGGUGAAGAUGAUCACAGAGCCCAUUUGCCCGACUGCGACAAAAGCUUCAUUAAUGGUGAUUUACCACAUGAUCAACAAUUCCUCGUACCAAAACGAAACAAUUAUUCAAAGAUUUAUCGACAUGGGUUUGAUCUCUCUGCUUCUGGAAACGCUUGUCGACAGCGAAAGAAGCAUUUGCGAAAAGGCAAUGGGUGUUCUUGACGGAAUCUGCAGCGGAGAAAAAGGGAGAGAAAAGGCGUACAGCCAUGCUUUGACGGUGCCGGUUUUGGUGAAGAAGUUGCUGCGCGUAUCGGAUUUGACGACCGAGUUUUCGGUCUCCAUCCUUUGGAAGCUCUGCAAGAAUGAAAAGAGGGAAGAAGGAGGAGUUCUUGUUGAAGCUCUUCAAGUAGGAGCUUUUCAGAAGCUGCUGUUGCUAUUGCAAGUUGGCUGCGCAGAGAGGACGAGGGAGAAGGCAACAGAGUUGCUGAAAUCGUUGAAUCUUCACAGGGAUAAGUUGGAAUGUAUUGAUUCUAUGGAUUUUAAGGAUCUCAAGAGGCAAUUUUAAUUCUAGGCAACAAUC
Corylus avellana is the source of this 1363-nucleotide messenger RNA. NCBI's taxonomy places the organism in Eukaryota, Viridiplantae, Streptophyta, Magnoliopsida, Fagales, Betulaceae. The record is from RefSeq and is a predicted model, not a curated record.